UUCUCUUCGUUUGAUUCCAGAUAGAAAAGGUAUUGAGAGGGCAUCACGCGACUCCUUUUUUGUCACAUAAAAAGUACCCUACCUGUGGGAGCAGCUCUUCUAGUAAGUACAAGUCAUUUACAAUUAUUCUAAGUUCGUGCGUCUGCGUAGUCCCGUUCUUUUCCUCGAGACCAUUCUUGUAAAAUCAAAACCUUCAAGUUCAACACUAACAAUGUCGUCGCAGCCGCCAACCCCACCGCCCGCGGCCGCGACUCCUCCUGUGCGGGCGGAGUCUCCGCAGCUGGAAGAUUUCAUUUCCGACCGGGAAGUGAACAAGACCAUCGGGAAAAACAACAUUUUCCGCACGCUGUGGUGCAACAUUUUCCUCUAUCGCAAGAAAAAACUGUUUCACUGUCAACUUGUGAUGCAUAGAACGGAAUGCAAAUGUGUUUGUCUUGCUACACAUGCAAGACAUUGGAUUUUUAGCUGUGUUUUCCCUUGAGAAGCGCGCAUGCCCAGUUUUCUUUGUCAUGUGUAACAAACUUGUGAUGCAGAUCUUGCAAAAUCAUCACAGUGAAGCAGUUUUUUCGUGGGAUAUCCUCGUGAUCGGGUCCACGAUCACGUUUGGACCGGUGUUUGACAAGUACAUCCUUCAACUUUCCGACAAGAAUUGGGUGGUCGGCGUCGUGGAGUCCGCCUCGGGGAUGACCUCGUUACUGGUGUUCGUGCCGGUGGCCUACCUGGUCGACCACGUGUACGGCCCCCAGGACCGCGCGCGCCUGGUUCGCAACAGCGCGAACUUACUCUCCGUCGGCGUGGUGGUGUUAGUGUUUGCCAUUCUGUUUGAUUCCUUCUACCUGCUCUUCCCGGCGUUGUUUCUGAACGGCGUGUUCUACGAACUCUUUUCCUCCGCCACCGAGGCGCUGUUUGCGGACUCGGCGGGUGUCACCGGGGACCGGGCGGGCUGGUACGUAAAGAAGCAGGUCUACAUCACCAUCGCCGCCGGCGUGGGCCCGCUGAUCACCUUGCUCUUGGCAUUUGCGGAUAACAAAAAUCAUCUUCUUGCCCACGGAGGUUUGUCUUAUGACAAUCCGAUGAAUUAUGCGGACGAGUCGUGGCCUACUGACCACAGGUGGGACAUCAGCACAGCCGGGGGAAACGUUCAUCAUUUCGAUGAUGGUUCCACACCAAUAUCGGGCCCGUUUGCGGUAGCUCCAACCGGUAGUUCAUCGUCGUGGCACAUGUUCAAUCCGUUAUUUUCCAGAUAUCAGCUUCCAGGACCAGCUUUACGAAUGAGUGCAGCUGCGGCCUCAUCCGGCGGUACAGAAGAGAUAAGGUCACCACGUCCAGCAGGUGCGAUUAUAGCGGGAAAAAUAGAAACUGCUUCUGUUUCAGCCUCUUCCCGGUCUUUACUAGAACGCAACAGCGAUACUAGCACAACGCUUGCUGGCGCCGGUGAGAUGCUUCUGGGAAGCGGUGUUCUUGGUGUCCAGCGAGCGAUAGGAGACGCUGCUGGCGCGGGGGCAUUGAAGACUCUUCCAUCGACACCAUCUGAGGAGUCGAGCACUACAACGAUGGUCGCUGGUAAUCCUUCACCUUCGUUCUUCAGCGAUAACUUCUCCUCCAGCACUUGGACCUUAUCGUGGAUGCACUUCAUUCUGCUCUCCGGCGUCGUUCUGUUCGCCCCGUUGUACUGCUUUCUCUACGGGUAUCGGGACCUGAUCCAGGAGCAGGAUGUCGAGGGGAACCAGAAGAAAACCGAGGACGAAGUGUUUACGACGAACCUGACCCGCGGCGAGAAGUGGAUUCCGUACCUGUGCGGCCUGAGCGACUUUGUCGUGUCGAUCGGGGCCGGAAUGACGGUGAAGUUCUUCAACCUCUUCUUUAUUCAGGACUACCACUUUCAGCCGUGGCAGAUAUCCCUGCUGCAGACCGCCUACCCACUGACCAUCGCGGUUUUCACGAUACUACUCGGCAAAAUCGCGAAGUACUGCGGCCGGGCGCAGACGAGCGCAUGUACUUCUCACUUUUACUCGGAGAUCGUUAAUACGUGCUGUUGUUUCGUAAAGGGGUGAUGUUUCGUAGGCUUUGGAGUUUGAAAUUUUUCCUGUACGGACUGAACUGAUAACAGCGGAGCACAUUAUGUUAAACAAAAAGAUAAAAAUGAAAAUCCACUUCCCAGUCGCCUUCUCCCUGAACGCGCUGUGCAUGAUCCUCCUGGCUCAGCUGCAGGACGUGCGCGUUUUGCUGGCAAUCUUCCUGAUUCGGGGCGGCAUGGCAAACGGCGUCGCGCCGCUCGACCGGUCCAUUCUGAUGGACUACACGCCGUCGAGUCAGAGGGGAAAGUGGAACGCCGUGGAGAGCUUCACGAGCAUCACCUGGAGCGGGUCUGCCUUUUUGGGAGGCUACAUUGCCGACGUGCAGGACUAUCGGUAAAGUGCUACUUCUAUGCUUUCCUUUUUACAGGACUUUUUCGCACAAGUUCUGGCUGUGUGUUGUUCGUUUUCACAAAUAGACCAGAAUGCUAUCGCAUGCUAUCAAGAAUGACUUCGUUUUACCAAAACCCAGGCAAACGUUCCGCUACACCGGCUUCAUCUAUCUGGUCGGGACCCUGAUCUAUUCCCCACUUCUGUUUCUCGUUCCAAGGAAGGCAAAGAAAGAUUCUAGUGGCAGCGGCACUGCAGCAAGUACCGAAGCAGGUAGUGGAGCUGCAGGCACGCUACUCCCAUCGGAGCCUGCGGAGCUGGAGAACCCUGUUGAUAGUACAGCUCCAACAUCACAGUCUUCUACUUCUCGCGGGGAGCCUCUGUUGGUCGUCAGGGGGCGCGCACUGUCGCGAGACUCGGAUCAUUAAAUAAAAGCGAUAGGAACUUGGUGAUUUGAAACGAAUGUUGAGUGGCUCUUUUUUCAAGAAUGACGCCACGAACAUGAACCUUGAGGCAGUAGCGCAUGUGGUUUUGCUUUUGGUUUCCGUUUGAAAAUGAACCAAUGUUGACGAGCGCGUUGUGAAGCAUGAGAAUGCGCUCGUUUCAAUGUGAGUGUGACAACUGGCCGGUUGUCAGGAUUAAGUACGUUUGAAAACGCAAGUCUUGUACCUCUCCGGCGAAAGUCGAGGAGGGGGAAAGCCUUCCUGUCCCGCCCGUGUUUCAGUUUACAUCGAUGGAAUUUUAAUCUAGCAAAAAAUUUACGCUUGUUUUUUCUUAAGCAAGUAUGUUCA
This is a messenger RNA of Amoebophrya sp. A120, 3196 nucleotides long. The record is from the annotation of a GenBank genome assembly. Lineage: Eukaryota; Dinophyceae; Syndiniales; Amoebophryaceae.